AUGGCCGGCGAGAAAUCGAAGAAAAGAGAUUUCAUCGAAAUCUCAUCUUCAGAAGAAUCAGAAUCAGAACCUCCGUCGCCGGAGAGUGAUGAAGAUUUCUCCGAGAGGAACAGUGAUGAUGAUGAUGAGGAGGAGGAGGACGGUGAUUCUUCUUGCGAGUGGAUUGAUUCCGAAGAUGAAAAAGAUGAUGAUGAAGAUUGUGUUCAUAAAGAUGAUUUAGAAUCAGUGAGCAAUAAAGUUGUUCAAAUUAUCAGAGGGAGGAGUGAUCUGCAAGAACUUACGUUGGUGGAAUGUAAAGCAUAUCUAAGACGGCAUGGGUUGCGACUAUCUGGAACUAAAGAAGAGUGCAUAGAAAGGAUCAAGGAGCACUGGAGAAACAUAAGGACAAUGAGUUGUCGUCCCCACAGGUUAAAAGAUGGAAAUGGUGAAACAUAUUAUCCCAGAUCGUCAUUUACGAUUGAUUGCACGGGUGAUGUGUGCAAGGGAGAUGUCGUCUUGUUCAAUCAGAAAGUACACCAAAAGAGUUCAAAGAAGAGGCCUGGAAGCCGGAAUCUUUGGCGGAGGACAGUUGCCGGGAGAAUUGUCAAGGAAAGUUAUGGUGCUGCCAAGCAACAACAUACUUUCACGGUCGAAGUGCUUUGGUCCAAAGGGGCUAAGAGAUUAGAUCCAAUGUCCCCUCUACUAGUGAAGGGCCGCAACCUGUACAAAAUGAAGACAUUUAGACAGCGUUGGAAGAACGAAAAAGAGCGAUUAAGAGUACUUGCUGAGAAGCAUAAACGAGGAGCCGCUGCAAGAACAAUUAGAGCCAUGAGAAAUGCAAAAGCAGUUGUGAAGACGAAAAACUCCUCAUCACAAAAGGGCCCCAAGCGCAGCAAGCAUUCCCAUCACAUAGGUCCUUCUGGAAAAAGAGACAAUACAACUCGCAAUAAAAAACAUCCAAAUACAUGUUUGGAGUCAACAGCCAAAAACAAGAAAUGGCAGCCACGUCCGAACUCCAAGCCUUUUCAAACAACUUCGAGGUCAAAGCAAAAUUCUCGUAAAAGGCAUCCAAACCCAGUUUUCCAACCCAAUGGAGUUCGAGAAUUCCAAGGUUUUGCGUACAAUUUUCCUGCCCAAUUUCCUUACCAUUUUCAGUCGAACGUUUUGCUGAGAGAACAAGCGCGUCACUACUUUCCUUCUCCUCGAGGUUUUCUGCCCCCAGCUGAAUUACCAUGCAUGGAAAAUCCAUUUCGACAAUGGAAAGGAUUAGAUCGAGGUGAUUAUCCACAUUCUAGGAGUUCAAAUGUGCUGAGAAAUGCGAACUACUUCCCCAGACUAAUAGACGAGCACAACCCAUCAUCUUACUUGUCAAGUACCCACACACACAGAUGGAGAUGAUAUGCUUUGAAGCUUCUGCAAGUGCAGCCCUACUCUUUUGUGUUUCGGUUCAUGGUUUUAAUGAAAAAUGUGCAAUAGGGGGGAAAUCAAAACAUGUGCGUCUUGAAUUAUAUGGAAUUUGAAUGUGCUUGAAAAGUAUAAGUUACUUAUUCAUCAAAGGCGUUCUUGAUAAUGAGUUAUUGCAGUACAUCAUGUCUAAAGAUGACUAUACGGGGAAAAAAUGUGCCAAAUAACAUUUUCACGAGUACAUUCUGGUUACUGGUGAAUACUAGAAAGCCCUUGGGAUGUUUAGUUGUUAAAACGAUUAACUGUCGGAUGUUCGGAUGCUAAUAGAUUAAAAGAUUAGUCUUGAAUGAAUCUUUUAAUCUCUGGACCCAGAAACAAAUUCACUAAUCAGCCCAAAACCACCCAAUCAACUCUCACUCAGUCAGACUCAGACUCAUCUCACUAUCGAACAAAAAUUGUGCCCGGCCCUCAAUCGUCCAAAGCCUGUGAUGUCCUCAUCAAGACAGAAACUAAUGCUUGCAUAGGGUAAUAUUACUUAUUAAGUACCUAAUGCACAGUAUUUCAUUUUUUUUUUUUUCCAAGUCAUGAACAAGGAUUUUUUUCUUCUUUUUUCUCUUUUCC
This is a messenger RNA of Striga asiatica, 2004 nucleotides long. The record is from the annotation of a GenBank genome assembly. Lineage: Eukaryota; Viridiplantae; Streptophyta; Magnoliopsida; Lamiales; Orobanchaceae.